AGGUGUGGUUUAAUUACAGCUCUUAGACGAGGCCAUUUCCACAGCCAAAGAUCAUCUUCAAACUGAUACUCAUUAAAAUAAAACCCAACGCUGGGUUUUUAUUAUCGUGUGCUACCGGAAGCAUCCAUAAAACAUAAAGCACAGGCACUGGCAGGACAAUGGGGAUCUUGAAACUGGCAGAUUUGAUCCGUUCAGAUGCUCCCGAUGCCAUUUCUUACAAGGAUAUCAGUGACUACACAGGCAAAAUAAUCGCACUGGAUACCUCUAUUGUUAUGAACCAGUUCCGUGCAGCCACACCUACACUAAGCCCCCUGACAGGUCUCUUCUUCCGCACGCUCACCUUCCUGGAGCAUGACAUAAAACCAGUCUUUGUGUUUGACGGAAAGCCUCCUGGGGAGAAGAAAACUGUUCUUGAGAAGAGAGCUAAGGCAGCUGGUUGGAGCUCCACCAACCACACUGGCACAGCAUCAGCCCAGACCAAGGAUUGUCUCCAUCUCCUGAAGCUUCUUGGUGUACCGUUCAUCCAGGCUCCAGGGGACGGUGAGGCUCACUGUGCCCAGCUGGUGAGAGCGGGGACUGUGGACGCGGUGGCAUCAGAGGACAUGGACACACUGCCGUUUGGAGCCAAUAUUCUUAUUCGCCAGCUGAACGCCAAGAGAGACAGUGAAGUAAUUGAAUAUUCUUUACCCAAACUAUUAGAGAAACUCCAAAUUAGUCAUGAGGAGUUUGUUGACCUGUGCAUUUUGUUGGGCUGCGACUACUGUGACAAGAUCGCUGGUUUGGGUCCUAAGAGAGCUCUGAUGCUGAUCCAGAAGCACCGUACUAUUGAGAAUGUGGUUUUGCAAAUCAACAGAAAGACCCAUCCUGUGCCAAAUGAGUGGAAGUACAAUGAAGCACGGAGGUUAUUCUUGGAACCAUCACGGACCGAGGCUCCUGAACUCAUCUGGACUGAGCCUGAUGAGGAAGCCUUGGUUAAGUUUCUCUGUCACGUCAAAAAUGUAAAAGUGGAGAGGGUCCAUCGUCGAAUGGAGAGGUUCCGUCAGACGCGGGAAAGUAAGCGGGAGGAGCGGGAAAAGCAAAAAGCAGAGGGAUGUAGCAGGCAAACCCAAAUGGAGGACUUCUUUAGAGUUACCAGAAAGAGGGGACAGCCUGUGGAAGCCACAGCCUCUUUGAGCAGCAACAGAAAGAAACCAAAGUCAAAUUAAGUCUGCCACCAUCUGCUGCUUGGUGCCUCCACCGACAAAGGAAGGAAGUUGUUUUCAUCCGUCUCCCCAUCCAGAUACCUGAAAAGAAUAAUGGUCCAAUUUGACAGACAGUUCUCAAAUCUGUGACCCCACUCUUGAAUGGGUGCCAUAAAUGAUGUAGCAUGAUUUAACUACCAUGCUACAUUCUUGUUCUGAGAGAAAGGGCAGAAUGUUUUACAAUCCAAUGCCAAUUUCAAUUUAUAUUUUAUUUUCUGUAACAUUUGUAAUUUAGAAAUGUCAACUGUCAAAGGCAGCAGUUUUAUUUUUCAUUUACAAAGUACUGUGCUUUCCACCCAAUUUAGAAGACGCCAGAACAGGCAUCUUGCAAGACACUGACUUGAAGUCUUUGUCUCUGCAUGGGAGCACUACCCUCACUGACAAUACAAUAAUCUGAUCUUGUCUGAACAGCAGUGUCCUCUAACAACGCAGUUCACUGAGCACUUCUUCAGUGAAUCCAGCAGUUUCCUGCAAAGCCACCAAGAAAAGCAGGGCAGGCGGCAGACAGCUAUGAAAGAGAACAGUGCGAUCACUGUCAGGGAUGACUUCCCGUAGGCCAAAACUGGAGACAGGGGAUGUCUCAUCACUAGAUAUUCAAUGACCACCUGUUGUGUAAAGGGUGCCAAGGCAGGGACCAGAGACUUGAAUUUUAAAACAUGCACCAACAUGCAAAGUGAUAUUAUGUAUAAAAGAGAUUGAGAUGUUUAAAUCCAUGUGAAGAAUGCUUUGCUUUAUUUUGAAAAUACGUGUACAUGGUAGUUUUAUAUGAAGAUUUGUUAUUCACACAUAAUACUAAUGUUGGCAUUUUAAAUUAAAAUUAUGUUUGGUUGGUUUGGA
This is a messenger RNA of Toxotes jaculatrix (banded archerfish), 2078 nucleotides long. Its product is annotated as probable flap endonuclease 1 homolog. The coding region runs from base 159 to 1205 and encodes 348 amino acids. The record is from RefSeq and is a predicted model, not a curated record. The transcript is spliced from 11 exons. Gene Ontology annotation, cellular component: nucleus. Gene Ontology annotation, molecular function: magnesium ion binding; manganese ion binding; 5'-flap endonuclease activity. Lineage: Eukaryota; Metazoa; Chordata; Actinopteri; Toxotidae.